This is a messenger RNA of Parasteatoda tepidariorum (common house spider), 2247 nucleotides long. RefSeq lists its product as uncharacterized. The record is from RefSeq and is a predicted model, not a curated record. NCBI's taxonomy places the organism in Eukaryota, Metazoa, Arthropoda, Arachnida, Araneae, Theridiidae. Gene Ontology annotation, molecular function: RNA binding; RNA helicase activity.
UUCAACUACACUUGAUGGUUGAACGUGCCUCAUGUUCUAUUUUUUUAAAUAAUAAUCAUAACUAAUGUCGACUCUUUUUAUUACUGAACUGAAAUAUUAUUAAAAAUAGCUACAAAGACGCAACAAUAAGCAUUUGAAAGAUAUUUAUAUUGCGUAUGAAACAGCAAAAAUAUUUUUUAUUUUGAAUAUAACUUUUAAUAUUUAACUGUUCACUGUUUGUGAGAAGGGAGAUGGUGAUGUCAUUUUCGACCAAUAGCAUGAUCUGGCGCAUUUUGAGAAGGCAUGCAGAACUGUCAGACUUGUUUGGGCAUGCUGGACUGUCACACUCUAAACUAUCAAAGAUGAGUCAAAGCUUUAAGUGGAGUACUGGUAUGGAGAGGACUUUCAUUAAACUCUUUAAAAAGGAACCAAACAUAUGGAAUACAAAGUUGCCUGAACAUAAGGAUAGGGUGCGAAGGAAUGCUUCUUUUGAAAAAAUAUCUGAAAAACUAAAAAUGAAGUGGCCUCAGCAUGCCACUGAAUUCACAACGAAAAAGUUGCAAUAUAAAUUUGAUAAGUUAAAGUCUACAUUCCAAAGGAUUAUAAGAUAUGACAGAAAACAGAAUUGGGUUCAUUUCCAAUCAUUAAGAUUCCUUGAAGAUGUUGGCAAAGGGGAGACUAGCAUUUCAAACUUGGAGGAAAGUGAUGAGGAAUCUUCUUUGUCAAGUCAGAAUGUGGAAGAAAUUGUAGUGGAAACACUAGUAAGAACUGGAAGCACUAGUAAGAAAAGUGGUGCUGCAAGCACUAGAACAAAAGGUGGUGCUGGAAGCACAAGUAAGAAAUGUGGUACUACAAAGAUUAAAAGAAAAAGAAAGACUCCUGAAAGCAAUAGUGUUAAAAGUAGUGCUAAAAGCAGUACUUAUAACUUACGUCAGGGUUACGCCUUCAAACAUCGACGCGGUAAUGCUCGUGGUACGCCUGAGGAAGCUGCGAAUUAUGGUAAGAAAGAUGGCACGUUCAAGGAGUAUAGAUGUUUUUCACCUACAGUUACAAGGUACAAGAAGUCUAUUGGAGGAUCUUCAGUGGAGCAAUUAAAGGAAUCGUGUGGCGUAUGGCUAUGUGGUCCGCCACGUUGUGGAAAAGAUUAUGCUGUUCGUCAGAUAAAAUCAUUGUUUAUUAAAUCGUUAAAUAAAUGGUGGGAUGGAUAUCAAAAUGAGGAAGCUGUGUUACUUAGUGAUGUGGGGCCAUCACAUACGCGGCUCGGUUUUUUUCUAAAAAUAUGGACUGAUAUUUAUCCUUUUAAAGCUGAAACUAAGUGUUCUUCAAUAGAAAUUAGGCCAAGGAAAGUGUUUUGUACUUCAAAUUUUCGUUUGGAGGAAGUUUUUAAAGGGAACAUUCUGUCAGCUUUACAAGCAAGAAUGAACGAGUAUGAUUUCUAUCAUGAGCCGCAUAAAAAAACGGAACGUUUAAAUGUUGGCGCUCCUGAGCUCGUGUUAUCAGUGCUAGUCGAAAAUGGGGAAAUUCAUGAAAUCUAAGUUCGUCCGUCAUCGCCGGUUGCAGGACCAUCUAAUGUGUAAUACUGUUAAAGUGACAACUCGUGAUUGUGAGAUAAAGAUUAUAUAAAAAUGUUCAACACAUGACAGUGCUCAUCAUUUCUACAGACAGAUUAAAGUUGCAAAUUUCAUAGGUGAGAAUAUUGCAUUUGCUAGUAAUGUUGAACAGUACAAUUUUAUGAAGAUAAAUUGGUUUGCAAUUAGGUUUAAAGAAUUAUUGUGCAUUUCAACAGAAAUUCCUGUUGCUACUGGUGCUAAAUAUUAUUAUGGACAAGGUGUUUAUACAGGAGGACUGACAGAUUAUCCAUUUUAUGUAAAACUGGGAUAUAGAUUAUUUGGAACUGCACUUGUUUGCCUAAUAAAUGUAACAAAUCAUUGUUAUUUAAAGUUCCAAGGGAAAUGCAUUUAUUUUUUCUAACUGCUAAAUUUCAAUGUUUAUCAAGGUGCUGAUAUUGGAGAUUUUUUUGAUACUGUGUUUGUUUUUAAAAAUAUUAGAUAUCCUACUGCUUCGUAUGACACACACCCUGAUUGGGGGUGGAAUAAAUUAUUGCCCGCUGCACAAUUAGAUCCCAACAUUGCUGGGAUCCGAUCAACACAUUACUUGGUAUAGAAUAUUCUGUCAGUUACAUUCAAAGGGCGAAAUGUUAUGGGAGUGCCUUAAAUUAUGUUUAUUUAUGUUAAUAAAUGGAGCAGCAUACUGCAAACCAAAUUCCAA